Messenger RNA from Asparagus officinalis (garden asparagus), 1860 nucleotides. RefSeq lists its product as uncharacterized. The record is from RefSeq and is a predicted model, not a curated record. The transcript is spliced from 8 exons. Gene Ontology annotation, molecular function: protein binding. NCBI's taxonomy places the organism in Eukaryota, Viridiplantae, Streptophyta, Magnoliopsida, Asparagales, Asparagaceae. The coding region runs from base 175 to 1608 and encodes 477 amino acids.
UGUGCGAGCCAUUUCGAAAGGAGAGAAAAGAGCCCCAAUUCCAUGGCGAUCUCCAAAACCCUAACCCUAGCUUAGCUUCUCUCUGGUCCCAAAUCACUCUCUUCUCAAUUCAACUCAAUUGCUGUAAUAAGAGGAGCAGAGUUAAGAGAGGGAGGGAGGGAGAGAGGGGAGAGAAUGGAGAACCCUAAGAAGUCUCUGCUCCGGCUCAGGCUUAGGGUUACGGCGAAGAAGAGGGGGAGGGAUCCGAGCAGAUCCGGCGGCGGCUCCGCCCGAAAGAUCCAGAGGGAGUGCGUGAAUUCGGUGAAGAAGCUGCAGAGGCGGGAGAUCGGAGGGUUUCCGAGGAUGGCACGCGGGGCUUCCUCAAAUGCCCCUGAGAAGUUUCGGAAUAUCCAGCUCCAGGAGGAGUUUGAUACAUACGAUCACAACGUUCAUUGGUUUCUGAAACUACAGUUUCUCAAGAAACGAUCUAAAAUCAUUGAGAUUGUUGCAGCAAAAGAUGUUAUAUUUGCUUUAGCUCAAUCUGGCCUCUGUGCGGCUUUUAGUCGAACAAUAAACAGACGUAUAUGCUUCUUGAACAUUAGCCCUGAUGAAGUGAUUAGAAGCCUUUUCUAUAAUAAGAACAAUGAUUCACUCAUAACAGUAUCAGUUUAUGCAUCGGAUCAUUUUAGUUCCUUGAAAUGCCGAACUACCCCAGUAGAGUAUAUCAGGAGGAACCAAUUAGAUGCUGGAUUCCCUCUUUUUGAAACAGAGUCCCUUAAGUGGCCUGGUUUUGUUGAAUUCGAUGAUGUAAAUGGAAAAGUACUAACUUAUUCGGCCCAAGAUGGCAUCUACAAGGUCUUUGAUCUAAAGAAUUACUCAUUUUUAUACUCAAUAUCUGAUAAGAACGUGCAGGAGAUCAAAAUCAGUCCAGGAAUCAUGCUGUUAAUAUACCACAGAACUCCUGGUUAUGUUCCACUGAAGAUACUCUCCAUUGAAGAUGGAACAAUAUUAAAAUCUUUCAAUCAUUUGUUACACCGGAACAAAAAGGUUGACUUCAUUGAGCAGUUCAAUGAGAAGCUCUUGGUCAAACAAGAAAAUGAGAAUCUCCAAAUUCUUGAUGUGAGGAAUUCAGAUCUGACAGAAGUUAGUAGGACAGAGUUUAUGACCCCUUCAGCAUUCAUCUUCCUUUAUGAGAACCAUCUCUUCUUAACGUUUAGAGACAGAACUGUGGCUGUUUGGAAUUUCCGUGGAGAACUUGUCACCUCCUUUGAAGACCACUUGCUGUGGCACCCAGACUGUAAUACGAACAAUAUUUACAUCACAAGUGAUCAGGAUCUUAUAAUUUCAUACUGCAAAGCGGAAGAAGGAUGCGAAGAUGAUGGGGAAGUUUCAGCUGUCGGGUCCAUCAACAUGAGCAACAUAUUGACGGGUAAGUGCAUCGCCAAGAUAUGCUCGAGUGAUACAACACUGCAGAUAAGCCCUCGCCGGAGAGGUGAUGGUGGCAGGUCUUCCAUCCGUAGCACGGUCAAGGAGGCUCUUGAGGAUGUAACGGCCCUCUUCUACGAUGAGGACAGGAACGAGAUCUACACCGGAAACAAGCAAGGUUUGAUUCAUGUUUGGUCCAAUUAGAGCUCUACUUAUCUUUCUGGAGCCAACCUUAAUUUGUAGCAUACGUAGGCAGCUGCUCAUCCCCAGGGGAAAAGGGGUUUGUGUAAGAGCAUGUACGAGUCUGUAGCCACACAAUGUUUUGAAAUUCUUGUGUUGUCUUUUGUGCUCUAUGUUAUGUAACGUGUGUGCCAUGUAAUUUUAUGCGCUCUGUAUUGCUUUCCAGGAAAAAGCUGUGUUGUGCCAAAUAAUUUAAAAUCUCUUUUUCCAUCAGUA